Messenger RNA from Aureobasidium vineae, 3621 nucleotides. The record is from the annotation of a GenBank genome assembly. NCBI's taxonomy places the organism in Eukaryota, Fungi, Ascomycota, Dothideomycetes, Dothideales, Saccotheciaceae.
UUCAAGUUCGAUGAGUUGUUUCCAGACAACGAAGAAAUAUCUAAUUUGUUCUCGAAUUUUGGUCUUGUAGCUGAUGCUUCGCAGUCUACACCAAGGACAAUACCUGAGAUCGCCGUUUCUGCGGUCAGCGAGGAUGAGCAGGAUGAACUGCAGCCGAGGAGGUCAUCGUGGGCAUCAGAAGAUGAGUCAUCGUCUGGAAAAGACGAACAACGCUGUGCUGACUGUGGAAUAUAUGGACUCAACAGGUCUUACUGCAAUGUCUGUUCUCAAUCGAUGUGUGAGCCUUGUUGGAAUCGACAGCUGUGUCACAAGACCACCAAUCACGAGAUACCUCAUGAGAAAACCCCAGAGUCUCUUGCACGAAAGACGCGGGCGGUAUUCAACCCAGACAUCAAGGACGAAGAGCGCGAAGAGUUACACUGUAAGGAUGUUCUUACUUCGUGGUUUGGUGUUCACCGCGAGGAUAGCGCGCGGCCUCUUCUUCGAGAUUACGGAAGAUUUGAAGGUCUGAUGGCUUCGAUGAGACAACUUCCUGAGGAUGGCUCCUCCUAUCUUGACCCGAAUGCACGUUAUCCGAGCUUCGUAUCGUUUGUCGGCCAAACUGGAGCCGGAAAGAGCUCUCUAAUCAAGCUGAUUAUCGACCUCAGUGUGAAAACACACAGACAGUUUGACACUCCGGUGGUUGGCGCGAUUGGCAAUAUUUCACCAACUUCAACUGACGUGCAUCUCUACAUGGAUCCGUCUACCUCCAACUCCGAUCAUCCGAUACUUUACGCCGACUGCGAGGGACUCGAAGGUGGUGAACGAGAACCUGUUGCUACCAAAGCGGUCAGACAAAGAGCAACAAAGGCGACUUCAGGUGUUCCCGAUAAUUCUGUGCAUCACGUCUCCGAGCGAGACCUUAUCUGGGCGGACAAUUCGUGGAAAAGGACUCGAGAGUUUGCAGUCAGGGAGCUCUAUCCUCGUCUUCUAUACACGUUCUCUGAUGUUAUCGUUUUUGUCCUCAAGAACCCGAAGGUUGUUGAGAGUGUACUGGUCAAAUUAGUGGAGUGGGCCGCAGCUGCACUCGAGGGAUCUUCGAAUCAACCAGUCCUACCGCAUGCUAUCAUUGCCCUUAACGCUUCAGAGAACGCGACCCCAGCAGAGCUCUGGGAUGUCGAUGUCGCAACUGAGACGCUGAUGCGAGAAAUGUCUCAAACGGUGUUCAAAAACGAUACUUUCCGAAAGUAUGUGAAGUUUUGGCGCGAUUGUAACCGGACCAUUGGUACUGUGGAGGACCUCAUCCUCUCCUAUUACACGUCAAUCAAGGUCGUUCGUAUUCCCGAAACUGGACGGCCCAACCUUAUCGCGCAGCAGAUCACCGAACUCACAGCAAAUAUUCGGUGGGCGUGUCAAAUGUCAGGAAGACGAAAAGGAGACCUACGCAUGCUGCUGAAUGCAGAAGACAUGCAGCCUUACCUCCAAUAUGCUUUUGAUCAUUUCUCGAAAAGCAUCGAAUCUCCAUUCGACUUCGUUCAAGCAUCGUUCGCUCACAGUCCUAUCCCUGACGACUUUGGCGGAAACAUAUUGAAACUUGCUGUACAACUCAUGGAGGCUUGGAAAGACCGAGCAACACCAAAGCCCAUCUUCGAAGAGCUUGCAGCUGUGGUUGCCAGUUGUAUUAUGCUGGAUGCUACGCGACAUGGGAUCCUUGGUAGGCCCUGGGAAGGUAUCGUCGAAGAAAGCGGACAUACCAAGGGACAUCAAUCAGCAUCUGGUAAAGUCCUUGCUGGUGGUGAAUAUGAAUCACACUUCACCUUUGAUGCUUUCCAAGAACAUUUCCGUAACGAAGUUUACGUCUUCCUUGACGACUUGCUCUGCAGUCUGCCGCGAAGUCAUCCAGGCGAUGGUAGACCCGAAGUCAAAGCCGCCACUGAACGACACAAAACGAUGAUCCUGAAACCGUUCUUUGCCCAUGUAUCGGAAGGAAAUAGGACGUACGACUUCUCAAGUCAUACCGUCUGCUUUUGUUGUCUGUUCGAUUUUCCAGAACAUUCUCUACCAUGUGGUCAUGUUAUAUGUACCCGAUGUCUCAAAGCAUACGGCAAUCCGACUAAAGAACAUACUGUGGAGUUCUGGGAAUGUCCCAUCGACGGCAAAAAGUUAGGAUACACGCCAUUCUACCUGAAAUCCUCGCAUUGUGGCGUCAGAAUUUUGACUCUGGACGGCGGUGGUGUGCGCGGUAUUGCUGAACUCGAGAUUCUCACACAGAUCGAGAACGCUCUAGGCAACGGGCUUCGCAUACAGGACUUUCUGGAUCUUGUGGUUGGAACCAGUACUGGUGGUAUCAUUGCACUGGGACUAGCAGCCAAAGGUUGGAGUGUCGAAAAUUGCACUCAGAAGUUCGAAAGUUUGUGUCACAAAGCCUUUCAAGAGCGUAUGAUGGCCAGGGACCCCUUGAUUGGCAGAUUGGUCCGAGGCUAUUACCACUCGCUCUAUGAAACGAGUGCUAUCGAAGGAGCGCUCAAGGAAGCAUUCACAGAGGACGACAACCUCUUUGGCGGAGAAACUCAGAACUCAGGUAUGCCGAAGAUCAAAGUUGCUGUCACAGCUGCAGCUGUGAGCUCUUGUGUCGUUCUGUCGAACUACAAUCGCUUCCCAGAGACGUCUUUGCCCUACCAUUUCGAGCGUCCAGAGAAAGCCUCUGCCGAACUCCGAAUCUGGGAAGCUGCAAGAGCCACCUCUGCGGCUCCCACAUAUUUCACACCUUUUAGUCACCCUAGUUCGAAACAAACUUACUACGAUGGUGGAGUCUAUCACAACAACCCCAUCAACAUCGCCGAGCGCGAGAGGAAGCUUAUCUGGCCAGAAGUAAAGGAGCCAGAUGUCGUGAUCUCGAUUGGAACCGGCCACAAUCUCAACAGUCGAGAACAGAAGAAAGAAAUACCAUACAAGCCCGUCGCUACGAGAGGAAUCAUCUCUCAGGGGAUGUUCCUUGCCAACAUGGCCAAAGAUCAUAUUGCCGUCUCUUUGGAUUCAGAACAGACCUGGAAAGACUUCCUCGCCAACACCAAGAAACCCGACGAUAGGUUCCGCUACGUGCGACUCAAUACUACCUUCCGUACUCAUCCGCCUUUAUUGGAUGACCUUUCCAAAAUCAAAGAGUUGAGGGACAUGGCGCACAAGCAGUUUGCAGGCCAAUAUGAGACGAAGAUGCUCGCCCUCAAGCUGGUUGCAACAUGUUUUUAUUUCCAUCCCGACGAGGCGGAUCCUCGCAACAGAAAAGAGGUGAUGGGUUAUAUUCGCUGCCGCCUACCAGACGACGAUCCGAGAAUCUCCGCUCUAGGCACUUUCAUCUUCGAAAAGGUCGGCGUUGCAAACGAAGCUUGUUUUCUUAUCAGCGAACAAGGGCGAGCCGGCUCGCAUACUACGGUCAGGCUCGGCACCGAAGUCCUCGAGCGAAUGAUCCGCAGUUGUGAGUUCCAGCUCAAGCAGAUCAAGAUACCUGUCAGCAACGAGAUCUACAAGACGUGUGUCGAGCUUCGAUUUGCUCCCGGACAAUCAUUCCCUAUCAGCGGGUUCCCCAGGUGCCUCAUCCCAUCCAAAAGACAUUCUAAAGGUAGACAAAUAUCUAUCUCCGCG